Callorhinchus milii (elephant shark) is the source of this 1088-nucleotide messenger RNA. RefSeq names its product mitochondrial ribosomal protein L15 (gene mrpl15). Gene Ontology annotation, cellular component: mitochondrial large ribosomal subunit. The transcript is spliced from 5 exons. Lineage: Eukaryota; Metazoa; Chordata; Chondrichthyes; Chimaeriformes; Callorhinchidae. Gene Ontology annotation, molecular function: structural constituent of ribosome. The record is from RefSeq and is a predicted model, not a curated record. Gene Ontology annotation, biological process: translation. Bases 55 to 963 code for a protein of 302 amino acids.
AGUUGGUGUACGGCAGUGAGGCUCUGUGCCUUGCCCUUGGACGCUGGGUCAGCCAUGGCCUCGCACGGGGUUGGCGGUGGUGGGCAGCGAGCGGCCGGGAAGGCCCUGGAGCUGCUGCGGACGCUGCCCCGCGUCUCACUGGUGAACCUGAAGCCCAACCCCGGGGCCAAGCAAGUGGAAAGAAGGCGUGGCCGAGGCAUUCAUGGAGGGCGAAAAAGUGGCCGAGGUCACAAAGGUGAGACGCAGCGAGGAAACCAACCGCGAUUGGGGUUUGAAGGUGGACAGACUCCGUUUUAUUUAGUUAUACCAAAAUAUGGGUAUAACGACGGACACAGUUUUAGACGUCAGUACAAACCGCUAAGCUUGAAUAGAUUGCAGUACUUGAUAGAUCUGGGCAGAGUGGAUCCCAGUCAACCUAUUGACCUUACUCAAUUGGUGAAUGCCAGAGGAGUCACAAUUCAGCCACUCAAGAGGCAAUAUGGAGUCCAACUGGUAGAGGAGGGUGCUGACAUCUUUGCAGCAAAAGUAAACAUUGAAGUCCAGUGGGCAUCUGAGCUUGCUAUAGCUGCAAUUGAGAAGAAUGGCGGGGUCAUAACUACUGGAUUCUAUGAUCCUCGGAGUUUAGAUGUACUGUGUAAACCCGUCCCCUUUUUCCUAAGAGGACAACCCAUUCCAAAACGUAUGCUUCCCCCAGAAGACCUCGUUCCCUACUAUACAGAUGUGCGGAAUCGUGGUUACUUAGCAGAUCCAGCAAAAAUUCAAGAGGUUCGGAUAGAACUCGCUAAGAAGUAUGGCUACACUUUACCAGACAUUACCAAAGAUGAACUUUAUAGCAUGCUAUCUAUGCGUAAGGACCCUCGACAAAUUUUCUUUGGUCUUGCUCCUGGUUGGUUGGUUAAUUUGUCGGAUAAGAAGAUUCUAAAACCAACAGACGAGAAACUUUGUGAUUUCUAUCGUUCUUGAAAUGGAUUUGUACACAUUCACAAUGAAGUUCUUGUAACUAGAUACAUCAGUGAUGAGUAUUCACUUGUGUACUAUGAAAUUGUAUAUUAAAAGACAACUUUUUUUCCCCAGUGGGAACAAGUUUA